This is a messenger RNA of Notechis scutatus (mainland tiger snake), 2453 nucleotides long. The record is from RefSeq and is a predicted model, not a curated record. NCBI's taxonomy places the organism in Eukaryota, Metazoa, Chordata, Lepidosauria, Squamata, Elapidae.
AUGUCUGAUGAAGAUAUUAUCACUACUUUAGCCUAUACCAAGAGCCCAAAGUUCUCCAAAAGAACCACUUUUCAGGAAGAGCUACAAGAAGCACUUCUUGCUCGUGCAAUAACGCAGGAGACUGAAGAAUAUUCAGAAGACUUUGAAAGUGACGAAUACUCAGAAGAGGAAUUUCCUGAAUCUGAGAAAAACAUCUCUCCUAAAUCAGCAGUCUUUACAGUAUCACCAUCUAACUUUAAUCUUUGUAACACUUUAAAAAGUGAAAGUGCCGAUGACUUGUCUUCAUCAGAGGAAUAUGAGGGAUCUCAAUAUGUGUCCAUUCUGGAGAGAAAAGUUUUGAGCAAAGAGAGGCAAACUAUUCCCUUUUCGCUUACUGAACACCCUGGAUCAUGUAAAAGGAGUACAGCAAAACAAUCCAGUCCAUUUGAAAUAUCUUUGUCAAAUCACUAUUCUUUUGGAAAACAAACUGUUGGUAACUUGACAUUAACAAACUAUGAAGAAAUGCCUCAAGAAGCAACCACAUCAGAAAAUAAACAUUUGAUCAAAGACACCGAAGAUGAUACAGUUAUUGAAGAAAGAUCUGAUCGUGAAGAAGACUACAGUCAUAUAGAGGAAACAAUUAGGGGUGAAUUGUCAUUAGAGAAAAAGGAUAUGAUCCAGUAUAAAAUGGAAAGCAAGCCAGUGCCAAAGCCAAGGGAGUUCAAGACUAAGGCUGCAUCAGCAUCAGCUGAAAAUAUAAGCAUUCCUGCAUUAUAUGAUUUUUCAAAGCCAUCUCCUCAACCUAGAAGUAUUUUGAGGAAAAGUAACCAUAUGGAAGAUUACGAAGGAACCAAGGCAGAGGGAAGAAUUCCUAACCACCAUCGGCUGUUUUCAUUAUCUGCACCAUCUUCUGAGACAAGAUUAAAUGAUCAGGUGACGAAAUCUGAAAGAAGAGCACUUUCUGAAAGUCCUGGUGCUGAGGGCCCCUUGAUUGCAAACUCCUCAGCCUCAUUACCUAUCCAUUUUUCAUCAGUAAAAGAGAAAACUGGAGAUGCUAAUUUGGCAAUAUCUGGAAAUGAAACCUCUUCUAAAGCUGCCAACUCCGCCCGGCCAGCGCUGCCGCCGCCGGAUGAAGCGAGCAGUCCCGGGAGUUCCUGCCCUCCCUUUUGGAGCGAUGACGACGACGACUCUGCCACCCAGGAGAAGCAAGCUGCAGCGGAGGUGCUUCAAAAGGGAGGACGGGAACUCCCAGAUAAUGAACAUCAAGAAAUUGACAAUUGCCAUGAUCUCAGAUUGCUGGAGAAUGACAGAAAAUCUCCUUCGGUUAUAGAAUUAAUGAUGACCACAGUUUAUGAGAAUACUAAGAAGCAAUAUAAGUCAACUGAAGUCUUUCUAGAACAAAAAGUCCCAAUGUUAAAACCCAGUGUCAUUGAAAAUAAUUCUAUUGAGACACCAAAAGAUGAUCAAUCAGAACAGAAAGUAGCAUUAACUACUUCAAAAUCUAUACUGGAUAAUUCAAAGGAUUUUGUAAAGGAAAAGUGUGAAGAGAUAGAGGCAGUUCCACAAAAAGCUAAAAUCAGGUCUGUGAGCACUACAUAUUUGAAGAAUACAGGGAAAUGCUCUCCUGUCCCAAGAAGUACAUCUGCUCAAUAUUUAGGAACAUUAAAGUUCUUGGACGACAAGCAUCUACAAAAAUACAGUGCUGAGCUAGAUAAAGCGGAUAGUUUACGAGCAGCUGUUUACCAGGACUGGUUGGAAAAGAAGAGAAUCUUCCUUUUGGAAUUACAAAGAAUAAAAAGAACCAAAGCCGAGAACUUGCGAGAGAAAAAUGAAAAGAAAGAAGCUGCUAAAAGAGAAGAAGCAUUUGCGUCCUUUGAAGCUUGGAAGGCUAUGAAAGAAAAAGAAGCAAAACAAUUGGCUGAGAAAAAAAAAUUGGAAGCAGCAGAGAAAAAGAAAGAAGCCGAACUAAACAAGAAGAAAAAGGAAGAGGCACAAAAGGCUUUUGAGAAAUGGAAAAAAAAGAAAACUGCAUAUUUAAAACAGCAAAUACAAAAGGAGAAACGAUUUGAAGGGUUCAAAAAGAAGAAGGAGCAGGAGGUUGUUGCAGAGAAGAGAAAAGACAGCAGAUCUGCAGUUGAAAAAUGGAAUGAGAAAAAAGAAGAAUUCAUGAAGCAAAAGAAAAAAGAAAAAAUCCAAGAAAGGAAAAAAGAAAUAGAACAAGAAGUUGAGAAAGAAGAACAAGAUAAAAGAGCUCUAGAUGAAUAUACAAAAUGGCUGGAAAAGAAAGAGAUGGACGAAAGUAUGCACACAAAACCCAAAAAACUUCAGGUUAUUCUUGAGGAUGAAACUUCACCUCCUUGGAGUCCACCUGGCAAGGCUGUGUCCUCAAGAAGCUAUUGAGACGUCGUCCAGUGCCAUGAGAGAAGUUGAACUUUUUGCCCUCACUUAAUCAUUAUUGCACAACAACUGAUUUU